Nannizzia gypsea CBS 118893 is the source of this 1044-nucleotide messenger RNA. Its product is annotated as DUF974 domain-containing protein. The coding region runs from base 1 to 1044 and encodes 347 amino acids. Gene Ontology annotation, cellular component: TRAPPIII protein complex. The transcript is spliced from 4 exons. Lineage: Eukaryota; Fungi; Ascomycota; Eurotiomycetes; Onygenales; Arthrodermataceae. The record is from RefSeq and is a predicted model, not a curated record.
AUGUCGCGGCCACGAGCCGUCUCCGGCGCUGAUGCGCAUAAGGAGCCUCAUUCCAUCUCGCUGAAAGCUGACACGUCGGGCCACAGUCUUUCGCGACCCUCUCUCUCGCUACAACAUCCUCUCCCAGACUCCGAUGCACGUGUCUCGAAACUAGCGUCUCUCAGUUACCCUUCAGGUACCUCAGAUCCGCAGUUCAUACUCAGUCCGAAUCUCACCCUACCACCAGCAUUUGGGUCUGCAUAUGUUGGUGAGACAUUUGCAUGUUCACUAUCCGCCAACAAUGAAGCACUCAGCGGAAACUCCCGGGUUGUGACCUCCAUCAGAAUGCAGGCGGAUAUGCAAACGCCCUCACAGACGAUCCCGCUCGACCUACUCCCAGAAGAUGAAGAGCCUGGCAAGUCAGCAGGUACAUCCGCGGCCGCGUCAGUGCAGAAGAUAAUCCGCUUUGACCUUAAGGAGGAAGGCAACCAUGUGUUGGCAGUGAGCGUCAACUACACCGAGACAACGAUGGCCCCCAACAAAGAUGCACCAAACGGAUUUCAGGCUUCCGGGGGAAGGGUGCGAACGUUCAGGAAGCUCUAUCAGUUCGUUGCCCAGCCGUGCCUGAGUGUACGGACCAAGGCUACGGAACUGCCUCCGCGUGAAAUAGAGAACCGUUCACUUGGGCCAUAUGGGAAGACGCGACUACUUCGUUUUGCGUUGGAAGCACAACUUGAAAAUGUUGGAGAUGAGAUAAUUGUUCUAGGGGUCCCAACUCUUAAUUCCAAGCCUCCAUUUAAAUCGACAUCUUUGAAUUGGGAUGUCUAUGAGCAGGAUGGAGAGCAAAAGAAAGCGUCUCCAACGCUGGCACCAAGAGAUGUAAUACAGCUUGCAUUCCUGGUUGAGCAGGAAGAAGGACAACAGGAAGGUCUCGAAGUGACGCAAAAAGACAUCAGUAGAGAUGGUCGUACAGCCCUUGGUCAGCUGUCUAUACAGUGGCAGGGCGCGAUGGGGGAGAAAGGGUACUUGACGACAGGAAAUUUAAUGACAAAACGAAGGCCAUAA